AUGAAUUUUCUUCUGUGUGUUCAACUAAUCGUGUUAUCAGUCGUAGCUUCUCAAGCAUUUCUUUGUAAGGAAGCAUCUCUUUCUUGUCCUGUGAUAACUCGGAAUCAUCGCCGACUUAAAGGCUUCACGCUCAAAACAUUUCAUUCGGCAAGCCUGUUAUCCUGUAGUUUGCAAUGUCAGAGAAACCCACGAUGCAUUUCAACAAAUUUCAGAAAAAUUUCCAAAACUGAGGGAACCUGUGAGUUAAACGACAGAGGAGUCUUCCCUCUUGAGGAAGGAAAAGAACUGGAAUAUGACGAAGAAGCUAUUUACACUCAAUUAUACAAGAAGAAG
Pocillopora meandrina is the source of this 333-nucleotide messenger RNA. Lineage: Eukaryota; Metazoa; Cnidaria; Anthozoa; Scleractinia; Pocilloporidae. The record is from the annotation of a GenBank genome assembly.